Molecule: messenger RNA, 885 nt
Organism: Panicum virgatum (switchgrass)
Lineage: Eukaryota; Viridiplantae; Streptophyta; Magnoliopsida; Poales; Poaceae
Product: keratin, type II cytoskeletal 1-like
Exons: 1
Coding region: 1-885 (294 amino acids)
Molecular function (GO): zinc ion binding; nucleic acid binding
Source: RefSeq, a predicted model, not a curated record
AUGAUGAAGGUGAUGCUCCGCCCACGCGGUCUGUGGGAAGCCGUGAACUUCGCCGACGUUCCGGAGCAUGAAGACAUGAUGGCCAUGGAGGCUAUCUGCAAGUCGGUGCCGGCCGACAUGGUGGUGUCGAUGUCAAACAAAGAGAGCGCCAAGGCGGCUUGGGACGACAUCAAGACGGCGAACCUCGGCGUCGAGCGCGUCCGCAAGGCCAAGGCGCAGACCCUGCGAAGGGAGUUCGACGGCCUCGUCUUCAAGGACGGCGAGAGCGUGGACGAGUUUGCGGUGCGGAUCAACAACCUCGCCGCACGGCUGAGGACGCUCGGGGACGACCACACCGAACCAACGGUCGUACGCAGGUUCCUGCAGGCGCUCCCUCCGCGCCACCACCAAAUCGCCAUGUCGAUCGAGACCCUGCUCGAUCUAGAGACCCUGUCCGUGGAGGAGCUGGUUGGGCGCCUGAAGGCGGCGGAGGAGCGGCACGACCUCAGCGGUGGCGGCAACAACCUCGCGCGGCUCAACCUCACAGAGGAGGAGCUGGUCGCGCGCGUUUCCAAGAAGCUGCAGCUCUCCGGGGGCCCGUCGAACUCCGGCAACUCUGGCUCAAGAGGGUCUGGGGGAGGCCGCAGUGGAAGCUGGGGGCGCGGCCGUGGUGGAGGCCGUGGCGGUGGGCGCGGUGGUGGCGCCAAGAAGCCUGGUGGUGACGCCGGGCGCGAACUCAGUGGCGACGUCGCGAGCGACGAAUGUCGUUACUGCGGCAACAAGGGGCACUGGGCCCGCGAGUGCCGCAAGAAGAAACGUGACGAACAGGCCCAUGCAGCCGAGGUCGAAGAGGAGGGCGCGCUUCUGGUGGGGAUCACCUCCAUCACCGUCGACUCGGAAGAAUAG